This is a messenger RNA of Solanum stenotomum, 1794 nucleotides long. RefSeq lists its product as uncharacterized. Bases 198 to 1541 code for a protein of 447 amino acids. The transcript has 2 exons. The record is from RefSeq and is a predicted model, not a curated record. NCBI's taxonomy places the organism in Eukaryota, Viridiplantae, Streptophyta, Magnoliopsida, Solanales, Solanaceae.
UUGGCAAAAAGAAGAGGAGGCAGUCAGUUGAGUAUAAAAACAACGCUGCUGGCUCCAAAGUCCAAAGCAAACGAAAGAGUCGAGGGCAGAUUCGUUGGAAGCAAAUUGGAAUUAUUCGGCAAAAGUAUUACAAAGAGACGAAAGGUUUUGUAGAUUGUUACUGUUUGAACCUCUGUGUUUGCAGUGUACACUACUUCAUGAUGGGAACUGAAGAUAAAAUGCUGCUUUGUUUCUGUCACUGGGGAAGGAAGACAAAGAUGCUUCCAGAUAGAUCCAUUUUGUAUGCGGGAGGUAUUACUGAUCAGUUUAUUGUGAAAACAAGCAUAAACUACAAUGACUUUGUGAAGGCAGUUUUUGAUCGAUUAGGCAUUGAUCCUUCCGAUAAGAUGUUACAUUUUACAGUGAAGUUUGAUAGGUCUGAACUGAUACGGCUGAGGGAUCAAGAAGGUGUCGAUACCAUGUUACAAUUUAAUGAUGGUUUUGCUCAUGUUUAUGUGUCCAGUUUUCAGGAGGAGCCUUAUUCUAUACCGCCAUCAGGUGGUGCGAAAAAAGUAGAACUUAAUGUUGUAUCUGAUUCAGGACGAGAUACAACUCCUCCUACAGGUGGCUCGCUGGAGAAGGCACGGUUCCAGUCAGCUGGAGAUAGUAGUAAACCUCUGAAGAAAGCAAUGGCAAACCAGUUAGCAGGAGGCAGUGAACCGCAGCAGAAAGAAGCUGUUGGGGCUGGUGAUCAAAAGCUUGCUGGUGUAACUAGGUCGCGCACUACUUCAAAAUCAAAUACAAUUUCUGAUAAAGACAAUUCAGAUUUCCUUCAGUGUCGUCAUCCUGAGUUCAGUGAUUUUUUCAAGCAUAAAGCUGAAAAUUGCUUUGCAGUUAACCAGAUAUGGGCUGUCUAUGAUGAUGCGCACGAUGCUAUGCCAAGAAAAUAUGUCCGCAUCAGGAAGGUAUUUGGUACUGAAUUUAAGAUCAGGUUCAGAUGGCUCGAGCCUCGUCCAGAAGAAGACCAAAGGGAGUGUGCUUGGGUCAAGUCAGGCUGUGGGAAGUUCAUUAGUGGGGAUAGUCAUUUUACUUCUGAUCGAUUUUUUUUUUCUCAUCAAAUGCAUUGUGAAGAGGGGACGAGUGAUAUGUACAUUUUAUAUCCUAGGAAAGGAGAAAUAUGGGCGCUCUUCAAAGCUCGGGAUAUUCUUUGGAGUCCACAGAGUCAUAGUGAACAUAAGUAUGAAGUUGUGGAGAUCCUUUCUGAUUAUGUUAAGAAUGCUGGUGUCAAAGUUGGUUACUUAGAUAAAGUUACUGGAUUUGCUGGUGUUUUCCAGAGAACAAAGCUGUCUGUAGCUGGUUCGUUCUUUAUAAAGCCAAAUGAACUUUACAAGUUCUCUCAUCGAAUUCUUUCUUUCAAGAUGAUCGGAACUGAAGGAACGGGUGUACCUGCGGGGUCGUUUGAACUUGAUACUGCUUCUUUACCCCUUGAUCCAAAUGAUAUUUGGUACCCUGGAAAAGUCAAGGAAGAAUCAGGACUUGCAGCAAAGUCAGGCAUCCGUUGAGUCUACUUUGUACAUUGACAUGGAUGGAACUGAAAUUUUCUGUCAUUAGUUGCUCGAUUAAUGGACUUCGUGACUUGGGUGGUGAUGAUUGCAGUAGCUGCAAUAACGGUUAUUAUGUUUCAUUUGAUUUCAGUAGCUCGAAUUAUGAUUUCCGAAUUAAAGUGUCUCUUGUGUUUGUAACUUAAAAAGAAAGGAAAAAAAAAGCUGAAAGACACCAGUAAUGCUUUUAUCUUUUCUAAAACUCUUCUGUAAA